This is a messenger RNA of Rhodofomes roseus, 1635 nucleotides long. RefSeq lists its product as uncharacterized. The record is from RefSeq and is a predicted model, not a curated record. Lineage: Eukaryota; Fungi; Basidiomycota; Agaricomycetes; Polyporales; Fomitopsidaceae. The coding region runs from base 1 to 1635 and encodes 544 amino acids. The transcript has 6 exons.
AUGGCAGAACCUCCUACUUCUGCGUAUGAGACUAUGGGUACAUAUACGGAAUCCGACUCGAGGCACGACAAAAAGGACACUGCAAGCAUCAUCCAUUCGGACUCAUCACACGUUCCCCAAGGUGCGCUGGAGGAGAUCGCGCUGGAAGGCGUUCCCUUACCUGGCUCGAUGUCGAUCUCGCCAGUGGCAGGUGUGCACUCGAUAAGCCAUGGAGAGGGUGAUAAUACGCCCACUUCAUUUCCUGUCGAGCUUCACGACGACGACCCCUUUCCAGAACGACCUCCAUCGCCCCUCCAUUCCCCAGUGUUCUUGCCCCUGUCCCCUACAAGCCCAUCUGUAUCUCGGAUUGCACUCGAACCGACAGAACUCUUCCAGCACGCAUCCACAACAUCCUUUUUCUCCCUGACCACGUUCGAAGACUCUCUUUCUCCGGCGGGAUCCUUCACUCCCCCGGUAUCUACCCUGUCUUCCGUCAGCUCAGUCACAUCAACUGACCUCACACCGACUGGGGUGCCCACGAAAUCUGUACCCUCCUUAUCCGGCUCUCUGUACAGACCACCGAUCUCGGAACCCCAGGCUGUACUGCAAUGGGGAUUGGAGACGGAUGGGGCUUACGAAUCGUCCAUCCUUGGGGCGUCCAUAUCCACUCAGUCGCUGCCGAUCGCAGAGGGGGUCGACACAACCUUCGAGACGUCGGUCCUACGGCCAACAGACUUAUCCGAAGAGUUGUCGGGAGGUGUCAGCCCGCCAAUCCUCGCAAUGGAAGGCAAAGUCGUGACAACACCGGAUGUAUCUUCUCCUUCACCAUCUCCGUCAAUCUCAUUGACCCCGGAAGUACCCUUGCAGGGUGCUGUUCCGUCGAUUCGUACUCCGUCGUCUAUAUCCUACCCUACCAACAUCUCAACGCGCAGUCUCACGCCGACGGAGAGAGAAAGUCCGACAGUUACAGUCAUGCGCACGCUGUCUACAGUGACGACGGUAUCAUCUGUGCCUCUCAGUCCCUUCGCUGUGCCAACCCGCUCUCCCACACCGUCUGCUAGACCGUCAACACAACCAUCCCUCUUGUCUACACAUGCUUCUCCCAUCUAUGUCCCCGCUUCACUACCAACCAUUCCCUCUGAGUCAUCUCCGUCUUCGUCCGCGGGAAUCGGUCCCCCGGUGGACACAUCGCCGCCCGCGGUCACCAUGGCAGUCGAAGGAUCUCCUGGUACUGCGUACACCCCUCCCAGCCCAUCAAUGUAUCUCAGUGUCACCACACCGCACGGCGAUACGCCGUCCAUCGCGUCUCUUCUGGAGACCAUACCUUCGGAAACUCCGGAAAGGCUGCCCAGACGCGACCUCAACAGCAUAUGGGAGUGUAUCCGCGAGAUGGAAAUACGCCGACGAGCAGAGAGCACCGAACUAGCGAGUAGCCUCCAGGGCGUCCGUGAUCUAGCUGAGUCGCUUCGGGACCGUCGGCGUGAACAUCUCGAUGUCAAUAUGCAUGGCCGCGGGUGCCACAGAGGAUACCUGGAAGGAGAGUUCUUCCACCCAGCUACUCGUGCGCACCUGGAUAACAACCUCACGCUCGUCGCUGCGCGCGGCAACAGACAAACCACCCCGCUAGCCUUCAUCGUCAUUUGUACUCCUUUGUAG